AUGUCUAAUUCCCCUCUUACAAAAGUACCAACUUCGGCAUUCUCUCCAAUCUCGGCUUUGUCAAUGCGGAAAUAGGGACAAAUCCCUCAGGCCCUGUCCAAACAAGCCAUUGAUUUGCAGAACACUCUGAAUAAACUCAAGGAAGCAAAACAAAAAAAACAACUUUCAAAUUCUAACAUCGUUGUCUAAUCGAUAACCAAUCCAGUUAGCAGUCCUCAAAAAAACAAACACACCGAAGAUUCAGAACCCAUACAAAUUUAAUAUAAAUCCUUGUUUAAGGAUAUUGAAUCACCAGAGAUCUGUUAACCGAAGACUUACAAUUAAAUGAAUGAGUAAGAGGCUGAAUUAAAGUAUGAGCAAAGGAAAAAAUAAAUAAAAGAAUAAAUCGAUAGAACUAAAUCAAACAGUAAAAUAAUUUAGAAACCUAAAUAAAGUUAAAAGAAGACUGUUGAAAAGUAAAUUCAAAAAAUUGAUCUCUCUAAAAAUUCUAAUAAAAAAUAAAAAUAGGAUUCCAUUUCCAAAAUCCAAGACGUCACCCCACAAUCCAAAGACGGCUAGCAUGACAAUAUGAAGGUUAUGCAAAAAAAGCUAAAGCAAGACAUAGCUAAACUUGAUAAAGAAAUCUAGGGCGAACACCAAACCUGUCUAUUUGAAAUUAAGAACAAAGGUCAUGAUUUAUAUCUAUAAGGAUUGCAGAUCGAAGAUAGAAAGCAGUUUAAAAAAAAAUUACACGAAAGAGAAAAGCAGCUAAAAGAGAUGCAAGAGUGUACUUUCAAGCCACAAAUAAGCUAGCAAAAGAGAAUGAAUAAUCAAUCUCGAUAAAUUGAGUCAAGAUUGCAAUAAAAUGAAUCUAAACAGUAGGUUAAAUGUUAGAGUAACAGGGAUGGUUAGAUAACUUCGAAAAGAUUAUCCCGUUCUCAAUCAUAAGAUCAAAUUAAUAGUACAACACUGACCUAAACAGUUAACAAUAACAAUAACAACGAUAUCAAUUCUUACUUAAAUAGAAUUUAAGAUAAAUAUUAAUAGAUAGUCAAUAGAGCCAAUGCUUUAAGACUUAAAGGACUUUGA
Paramecium tetraurelia is the source of this 1068-nucleotide messenger RNA. RefSeq lists its product as uncharacterized. The transcript has 4 exons. The record is from RefSeq and is a predicted model, not a curated record. NCBI's taxonomy places the organism in Eukaryota, Ciliophora, Oligohymenophorea, Peniculida, Parameciidae.